AUGGAUCAACGAGCAACUAAACUUGCACAUGUUAAAAAAACAAAGGGAUCAACAACAAUAGCUGCACGGAGUGCGAUAGAAUUCCUUGGUACGGUCAUUCGGGAAGUCCCUCCGAGGACGACUCCCAGUAAAUUCUUGCGAGAGCUGGAGAAGCGGCUACGGGUAAAGCACCGUAUACAUAUAACUGCUUGCCACCUACGCUCCGCCAUCCAUGGAAAGUUGAGGAACCUAGGUAAUAGUAUCCCGAUCAAACAGCUUAUGAAGGGGAUGAGCGGAACAAGGAGUCUACUGGACGCGGUUCAACUAGCGGAGACUCUUGGAACAGCUGGAGUCAGAAGUCCCCAAGUGAGCGUAUUAUGGGGGACCGUCAAGCACAUCCGGCAAGGAUCAAGGGGGAUCGAGUUCUUGCAUAGCUCAGGUCGGAGCAAGGUGCCAUCAGAAGUUCAACAGGCAGUCUCACGAGCGGCCAUGAGUGUCCGGAAGUUGUCAUUGUAUACUCCCGCGGUUCGGAAGGCGGCGGGGGAAGGAGGGGGACACUGGGCGAGCUACAUGGACUCGGCGAAGUAG
This is a messenger RNA of Cornus florida, 567 nucleotides long. RefSeq lists its product as uncharacterized. The record is from RefSeq and is a predicted model, not a curated record. The transcript is spliced from 3 exons. NCBI's taxonomy places the organism in Eukaryota, Viridiplantae, Streptophyta, Magnoliopsida, Cornales, Cornaceae. Bases 1 to 567 code for a protein of 188 amino acids.